Molecule: messenger RNA, 1489 nt
Organism: Gossypium arboreum
Lineage: Eukaryota; Viridiplantae; Streptophyta; Magnoliopsida; Malvales; Malvaceae
Exons: 2
Coding region: 640-1191 (183 amino acids)
Source: RefSeq, a predicted model, not a curated record
CCCAUGCGAGUCUCGGAGCCACAAAGGCCAUAGAAUCCCUCCACGUGUACGCUGUAGUCACCGAAAGAACCUACACCAGCGCACUUUAGCACGAUGCAGUUUACCACUUAACCCUCAAGGCUCAAGCAGAGCCAUACAAAUGUCGUAUCAGCGGGCAAUUGCCGGUCACCACUUGAUUUUAUCAGUUACUACGCGGAAGACGGAAUUUCCCAUCAACCGGACGUAGCAGGUAACCCAACAAAAAUCAGAGAUUCAUAGCCGUUUCUCACUCUUUUUCUUCGCUUUCCUUCCCAUAUAAAUUGGCUACCAGAGGUUGAGGCCACUUUGUGUCCUAUCCGCUUCUUAUUAGCUUCUCUUUUUGCCCCCUUGCCUUCUCUGUUUAUUUACGGAUAUAGCAUUCAGGGUAUGAUAGCUUUUAGUGACCGGAAACCCGAGAGCCACCGCACCGCUCCAGCUCUCGGUUUCCCUCGCGUUAGGUUCUUCCGUUUCCGGCGCUUGAGGUAAUAGUUGACUCUGCUCCACCCGUAUUCCCAACAAGAAAAAAAAAACACGGAGAAGAGAAGUUCAUUAAUUUAUUACUUUUUUAUUUUCUUCUUUAUAUUUCUCGUUUGAAUUAUUGUAUAAUACAACACUUGGAAGAUGUCGAAUUCCAAAAAUAAUCGUAAGGAGCAGGAGAAGAACCGGAAGGGUAAGUUAUCUGAAAAGGCAUCGUCGUUUCACGGGAAAAUCCCGACGGUGGCUCCCUCGGAUCUGAGGCGGCUGAAGACGCUGCCCGACCUAUUCUCAGAGAGGACUAUUUCCGUCUUACCGGAUGCGAGGCCGAAGUUGACGAAGCUGCUGUUUAACGUGACCAUUCAAGGGAGUCUCGGAGCUGUACAAGUAGUGCUGUCGCCGGAAAACACUGUCGGUGACUUAAUAACCGCCGCCGUUCGUCAGUAUUCGAAGGAAGGUCGCCGUCCGAUCUUACCGUCAACGGACGCCUCGCUGUUGGACCUCCAUUAUUCUCAAUUUAGCUUAGAGAGUUUAGAAAGGGGAGAGAAGCUGAUGGCGUUGGGAUCGCGAAAUUUCUUCUUGUGCACCAAAAAGGCGGCGUCGAAGGACGGUGACAACGCAACGUCAUCGUGCUCCAAAGAAGCGGAGAAGGUUACAAAGAGCGUAAUAAUACCUUGGCUCAAAUUCAUGAAUUUCUAGUUAAAAUAAAAAUGUAAUUUUUUUGUUGCUUUCCAUCAUUUUCGAAUUUGAUUUUUGUAAAAUUAUAAUAAUUAAGAUAGUUGUGUAUUUAGAAUAUGAACAAGAUAUACGUGCGAAUUUGGGGUAAAUUUGCAUGUUGAAUGAUGUUUAUUUUGUUUAAAUUAGUUAAUGGAAUAUCUGUAUAGUUUUUUCUAGACUGGAUCUGGAAUAUUUCAUUCCUCAUUUCCUUAAUUUGUUGAUACAAUGUAGCAUCAUAAUUAUUUUGGAUUAAAUUGAGAAAAUUUAAAUUCUAGAAGAA